This is a messenger RNA of Ctenopharyngodon idella (grass carp), 4340 nucleotides long. RefSeq names its product growth differentiation factor 5 (gene gdf5). Gene Ontology annotation, biological process: BMP signaling pathway; SMAD protein signal transduction. Gene Ontology annotation, molecular function: growth factor activity; cytokine activity. Lineage: Eukaryota; Metazoa; Chordata; Actinopteri; Cypriniformes; Xenocyprididae. Gene Ontology annotation, cellular component: extracellular region. The record is from RefSeq and is a predicted model, not a curated record.
CCUAAUGCAAAGCUUUUGGUUUUAUGUAUUCAGUGACUCAUGCUGUAAGAAGAAAUAUUGCACUUGAAUAAAUCUGGACAGCAUGACAUCAGAGAGUAAUUAAGCCAGUUUGCGUUGGAAUUCCGUUUCCAAUUCCUGCGCUCAGGUUUGCGCACAACUUAAGCACCUGCAGGUUUCUGUGUGUGCGUGCUGUUUUCACUGGAGGAUGUUCAAACUCUGAGAAAGAAAGAGAGAGUGAGGGAGAGAGCGCAUUACGCCGUCCUUCCCUCUUGGAAAAAGUGGGAUUUUAAACAAGUCUCUUACAAGAUAUCAAGCAGAACCGCUGGACUUCAACGAGAGACAGUUGCGCUGUUGUACCUACUCUUGGAUCUCCACUCCGACAGAGCUGGAUCACUAUGGUUCUGAAGAGAGGGGCUCAUGGCAAUGGUUUGCGCAGAAUAAUCGAUCAGACGUUUCCAAAGCUUCAUUUUUACCUCUCCAAACCCGUUCAUGGUAGUUCGCCAAGAGCUGUUGGUCAUUUCUCCAUCACCGAAACUCAGAGGAAGAUCAGAGGAUGAAAGUUCUGACUAGUCUCCCUCUUUUAUUGGGCUUCUGGACUGUGUUAUACCUGGUCUUCAUCCCGCAAGCGCUCUCCCUCGCCGGCGUGGCCGGUCACAGGGGCACCGGAGCGGCCAAACCCAAUCCGCGGUUACCGGUGGCGCGCAACGGGACGACGCUCGUUAAGCCCUUUGACAACGCGAAGAUCUCUCGCAUCCGGGCUGGUCCACCUCUGAUAAAGUCCGAGACUCGCGCCGCGGUACCUCUAAGUUUAGGGCGCAGGGAGGCCGCGCGCUCUUGGGUACCCAAGGAUGCGGCGAGAGUCGCAUCCUCUCUAGCAUCCAACACCAACCUGGGACACAAUAAAGGAGUUUCUACGCAAAAAUCCGCCGCGCCAGCUGCAAUCAGGGCCGGUCAGACCAAUCUUGGCGUGAUGAAAAGCAUCGCACCAGCACCUGCCCAUCUGAGAGGGAAUGGCGCAUUAAAACUGGAGGACAGCGAGGAACCCAAACACCCUUUAGUGACGCCCCAUGACUACAUGCUGUCCCUGUACUGGUCACUGACCAGCGGAGAGGUCAAUACUAGUGUCCUGCAUGAGGCUGGGAUGGCCAAUACCAUCACCAGCUUUGUAGAUAGAGGACAAGAUGACCGAGCGCCCCUGCUGAGACGCCAGCGGUACCUCUUCAACAUCAGCUCAAUGGAGAAGGAGGGUCUGUUGGGCGCAGAGCUGCGCAUCCUCCGAAAGAAACACAUGGACUCUCGUAAGGCCAUGUUUGCUGAGGGCAUGGCAGCUCUGAGACUGUACACCUGUGCGUCAGGUAAGCACAAAGGCCAACUGCUGCAGACUCGACCUGUCGACCCUCACAGCGCCCCUUACUGGGAAGUGUUUGACAUCUGGAAAGUGUUCAGAAACUUUAGAAACGCUCCUCAGCUUUGCUUUGAGCUGGAAGCCGUCGAUCAAGGCCGACCGCUUGACUUGCGAUUACUCGGCCUGGGUCGAGCAGGAAGGCAGACGAAGGAGAAAGCCUUCUUUGUGGUGUUUGGGCGUACAAAAAAGCGAGGGCUCUUUUACAACGAGAUCAAAGCCCGUUCAGGUCACGACAACAAGACCGUGUACGAAUACCUCUUCACCCAGCGUCGGAUGCGUCGGGCACCGUUGCCACGUGGGAAAAAGCCAACCAAGAACCAAACCAAACAGCGUUGCAACCGUAAGCAGUUGCAUGUCAACUUCAAGGAAAUGGGCUGGGACGACUGGAUCAUCGCUCCUCUGGAGUACGAGGCCUUCCACUGCGACGGUGUCUGCGACUUUCCCAUCCGCUCCCAUUUGGAGCCUACCAAUCAUGCCAUCAUCCAAACUCUCAUGAACUCCAUGGAUCCCAGGUCCACGCCGCCGACCUGCUGCGUCCCGACCAGACUCAGCCCCAUCAGCAUUCUGUACAUUGAUUCUGCCAAUAAUGUGGUGUACAAGCAGUACGAGGACAUGGUGGUGGAGAGCUGUGGAUGCAGGUAGCGAGAUAUGAAAACUUUCAAACAGCAACCAGAAAAGAAACCUUUUGGGUCUUCAUGACUUUCUUUGCCAAGAGUUUUAUUUUAUUGCCAAAAUCAAGAGUACGAUUUCCAUUUGCUGAUCAGUUUUAGACUAUGAACAUGAAUUUAGCGUGGAACAGGGUUGUGCACCAUUCAGAAUUCAAUUGAGAUUGUCUUUUAAAUUCCAGUUUAAUUCUUUAAUUAGAAUUAAGGUAGCAAACAGAAUUGCAAUCUGAAUGUGAAUGUAAGGUAGUAUAAUUAAAAUAAACUUUAAAGGAUUAGUUCACUUCAGAAUUAAAAUUUCCUGAUAAUUUACUCACCCCCAUGUCAUCCAAGAUGUUUAUGUCUUUCUUUUUUUUUAGUCUAAAAGAAAUGAAGGUUUUUGAGGAAAACAUUCCAGGAUUUUUCUCCAUAUAGUGGACCUCAACGGGUUGAAGGUCCAAUUUGCAGUUUCAGUGCAGCUUCAAAGGGCUCUACACGAUCCCAGACGAGGAAUAAGGGUCUUAUCUAGUGAAGUCAUUUUCUAAAAAAAAAAAAAAAAAAAAAAAAAUUAUAUACCUUUUUAACCACAAAUGCUCGUUUUGCACUAGCUCUGAGAUGCGCCACGCAUUACGUAAUCAUGUUGGAAAGGUUUCGCUAGAUAAGACCCUUAUUCCUCAGCCGGGAUCUUUGAAGCUGCACUGAAACUGACAUUUGGACCUUCAACCCGUUGAACUGUUGAAGUCCAUUAUAUGGAGAAAAAUGCUGGAAUGUUUUCCUCAAAAACCUUAAUUUCCUUUUAACUGAAGUAAGAAAGACAUAAACAUGACAUGGGGGUGAGUAAAUUAUCAGGAAAUUUUAAUUCUGAAGUGAACUAAUCCUUUAACCAGUCAUUUUAACCAGAAAAGAAAAUGUUGAAAGUUUUGAGAAAAAAAGUUUUUAAAAGACUUGAUAUUUGAAGGUUUAACUUGAAUAACAUGCCAUAUUCCUGUAACUUUUAAGUGUAUUGAGCUAAAUUAACUGGAAACAAAAAUGUUAUAGUAAAAAAAACAACAAUAACAUAUCGCUCCAAUCUAUCAUUAAGCAAUAUUAUUGGAACUUCAUUUUCAAAACUUUCUGCAAUAUUUAUAUAUUAUAUUACACUUUAUUCAGUUAUUAUAUCCACACCCAUAUAAAGAAAUAAGUUGCUUGUGACUAACUAGAUAGAUAGAUAGAUAGAUAGAUAGAUAGAUAGAUAGAUAGAUGGAUUAGCUUAUAGAUUUACCUUCCUGUGUGGUGUGGCCAAUUCAAAUCAAAUUCACAUUCAUAAACUGAAAGGGAGCCUAUUCUUCCAUUCUGAAUUUUGCACAACCCCUGUAGAGAUUAUUAUUAACAUCUGGAGGGUGACAUAAAGGAUUCAGAACAAACAAACACUGUUGCCAUUGCAUUUUGUAUUUCUUUGUUUACACAAACCUGUGUCAAUGUGCCAAUAAAACGCCUCGGAUUCCCUAGUCAAAUGCAGGUGUCUUCUUCAAAACUAGCUGAGGGCUUCACUACUAAUGUAUUUGUCUGGAUAGCAAUGCUCAGUCAGCCCCUGCUGGUAGAUGUCAUAACUACACCAUCUGGCUGCUAAAAACAUCUUUCUCCACUUACAGCCAUUCAGUAGUGUAUUCUGAUGGAAUACACUUAAUUGCAAGCAACAAAUAUUUCAUUAUACUAUAUUAUACACUAUAUCUUUAGAUUUGUGAAUCUUGCUGGUGAAAAUACACCACUACUCACCAGAGGCGUUUUAACAGGUUGAUGUUUUUGUCCUCACAUUAUUAGCUGCUCAACAGAAGCACAUUUUUAAGUAUUUUUUAUGUGUUAAACGAAACUUGAUUAAAUGUCUUGUUAUAUAAAAUGUGUUGUUUUUGAGCUAAAUGUCAUGUAGUUCAAUGCUAAGUAAAUAGUUAAUAUUUCUUUUUUAAUCUUCGUCUUACAAAAGAAAAGUGUUGAUAUUGCUUUUAAAGUGCUUUAACUAAAGGGAUAAUAAACAUGUUUUUUUUUUUUAAUCCACUUCAAGGUUACUCCCCAAAGUAACAGCAUGUAACGCAUAUUGUGAUGUAAACCAUUUUGAAAAAAACAAAACAAAAACAAUGGUUUCAAAACUUUUUGUACAAAUAUAGAAAGGUCUAUAAUUACAUUUGAACACAGCAUUUAAAUGGAGUGAAUUUAAUUCAACAACCAUAGCACAGAUAGUUUGUCUGCACUUUCAUUUUUUUGCUGUAAAUAAAUGGAAACUUUAGAUUAAGAUUUUUACAAUGCAGCAGAUAUUCAUA